AUGGAGACGAGGGCAUCCUUCAUUGCCAACAUGAGAGAGACCCAGCACCUCUCCCCAGAGAAGGAUCCCAGCCCUGCCAAUGGCGAUGGGGAGCAGUUUGAUUCAGAUGAGGGCUCCAGCAUUGAGGACACAGACUUCAACUGGGAUGAGUUCCUGGAGGAAACAGGAGCCAGUGCUGCUCCCCACACCUCCUUCAAACAUGUUGAAAUCAGCCUUCAAAGCAGUUUCCAGCCAGGGAUGAAACUAGAAGUGGCCAACAAGAGCAACCCAGACACGUACUGGGUGGCUACGAUCAUCACCACCUGUGGGCAGCUCCUGCUGCUGCGUUACUGCGGCUACGGGGACGACCGCAGGGCAGACUUCUGGUGUGAUGUGAUGACAGCAGACCUGCACCCUGUGGGCUGGUGCACCCAGAACAACAAGGUCCUGAUGCCUCCAGAUGCAAUCAAGGAGAAAUACAUGGACUGGACAGAGUUUCUCAUCCAGGAUCUGACCGGCGCCAGGACAGCCCCUGCGAAUUUGCUGGAAGGUCCUCUGCGAGGAAAAAACCCUGUAGACCUCAUUACAGUUGAUUCCUUAAUAGAGCUGCAGGAUUCCCAGAAUCCCUUUCAGUACUGGAUAGUUAGUGUGGUUGAAAAUGUUGGAGGAAGAUUACGCCUUCGCUAUGUGGGAUUGGAGGAGACUGAAUCCUAUGACCAGUGGUUGUUUUACUUGGAUUGCAGACUUCGACCAGUCGGUUGGUGUCAAGAGAAUAAAUACAGAAUGGACCCACCUGCAGAUAUCUAUUCUCUGAAGACUAUAACUGAGUGGAAAUGCGCUCUGGAAAAAUCCCUUAAUGAUGCAGCAAAUUUUCCUCUUCCAAUGGAAGUGUUCAAGGAUCAUGCUGAUUUGAGAAAUCACUUCUUCACUGUGGGGAUGAAGCUGGAGGCAGUGAAUAUGAGGGAGCCGUUUCACAUCUGUCCUGCAUCAGUGACCAAGGUUUUUAACAAUCAUUAUUUACAAGUGACCAUUGAUGACUUGAGACCUGAACCCAGCAAAAUCUCAAUGCUUUGCCAUGCAGAUUCCUUGGGGAUCUUGCCAAUACAGUGGUGCCUUAAAAACGGAGUCAAUCUCACACCUCCCAAGGGUUACUCUGGCCAGGACUUUGACUGGGCAGACUACCAGAAGCAGUGUGGAGCUGAGGCAGCACCUCACCUGUGCUUUAGAAAUACAUCCUUCAGCCGUGGCUUCACCAAGAACAUGAAGCUGGAGGCAGUGAACCCCAGGAACCCUGCAGAGAUUUGUGUUGCUUCCAUCACCUCGGUGAAAGGACGGUUGAUGUGGCUGCACCUGGAAGGUUCACAGAUGCCUUCUCCAGAGUACAUUGUUGAUGUGGAGUCUAUGGACAUUUUCCCUGUUGGCUGGUGUGAAGCAAAUGCUUAUAACCUCACCCCACCACACAAAGCUGUUUUGCGAAGGAAGAGGAGAAUUGCAGUUGUGCAACCAGAAAAACAGUUACCAUCCACAGUGCCUGUUGAGAAAAUACCUCAUGACCUCUGCCCAGUUCCUCCGCUAGACACAACAGGCACCAUCAAUGGGAGAUACUGCUGCCCCCAGCUCUACAUCAACCACCGCUGCUUCUCAGGUCCAUAUUUAAACAAAGGCAGGAUUGCAGAGCUACCUCAGUCUGUGGGGCCUGGCAAGUGUGUGCUGGUCCUCAAGGAGGUUCUCAGCAUGGUGAUCAAUGCAGCUUACAAGCCAGGGAGUGUUUUACGAGAACUGCAGCUUGUGGAAGACCCUCAGUGGAAUUUUCAGGAGGAAACACUUAAAGCAAAGUACAGAGGGAAGACGUACAGGGCGACUGUGAAGAUUGUGCGGACGUCAGACCAGGUGGCAGAUUUCUGCAGGAGGGUCUGCGCAAAGCUCGAGUGCUGCCCCAACCUCUUCAGCCCUGUGCUGGUGGCUGAAGUCUGCCCUGAGAACUGCUCCAUCCACACCAAAACCAAGUACACUUAUUAUUAUGGAAAGAGGAAAAAAAUCAUUAAGCCACCAAUUGGGGAAAAUAACAACAUGAAAAGUGGCCAUGUCAAGCCAGCCAGACGCAGAAAGAGGCGGAAAUCCAUCUUUGUGCAGAAGAAAAGGAAAUCGUCAGCUGUGGAUUCAAACGCUGCAGGCUCUGCAGAGGAGAGCGAGGAUGACGAGCUGGAUGCGAUGGAGGACGAGACGGGGAGCGAGGAGACGAGCUCGGAGCUGCGCGAUGACCAGACGGACACGUCCUCGGCAGAGGUCCCCUCGGCCAGGCCCCGGCGAGCGGUCACCCUGCGGAGCAGCACCGAGCUGGACAGGCCUCCUGUAACGGAGAGAGCCCGCCGGAGCCGCAGACCCCAGCUCCACUCCUGCAGCGAGGCAGAGAAGGGCACGCCAGCUAAGGAAGAAAUUAAGCAAGAAGAGGAAGAGAAGCUCAUCCUGGAUAGUAACCCACUGGAGUGGACUGUGACUGAUGUUGUGAGGUUUAUUAAGCUCACUGACUGCGCACCCCUUGCCAAAAUAUUUCAGGAGCAGGACAUCGAUGGCCAGGCCCUCCUGUUGCUGACACUGCCCACCGUGCAGGAGUGCAUGGAGCUGAAGCUGGGUCCAGCCAUCAAACUGUGCCAUCAGAUUGAGCGAGUAAAAGUUGCUUUCUAUGCACAGUAUGCCAACUGA
This is a messenger RNA of Cinclus cinclus, 2682 nucleotides long. It is a transcript of the gene SFMBT2, whose product is annotated as Scm like with four mbt domains 2. The record is from RefSeq and is a predicted model, not a curated record. Gene Ontology annotation, biological process: regulation of DNA-templated transcription. The coding region runs from base 1 to 2682 and encodes 893 amino acids. Gene Ontology annotation, molecular function: transcription corepressor activity; histone binding. Gene Ontology annotation, cellular component: nucleus. The transcript is spliced from 20 exons. Lineage: Eukaryota; Metazoa; Chordata; Aves; Passeriformes; Cinclidae.